This is a messenger RNA of Aphanomyces astaci, 415 nucleotides long. RefSeq lists its product as hypothetical. The record is from RefSeq and is a predicted model, not a curated record. Lineage: Eukaryota; Oomycota; Saprolegniomycetes; Saprolegniales; Verrucalvaceae. The transcript is spliced from 2 exons. The coding region runs from base 64 to 402 and encodes 112 amino acids.
GCGUUACGUUUCCUCGUGUCCACCACGUACUAGUGCUACCCCCCAAAGCAAUAGUACGCUGGAAUGCGGCAGUUGACCACGAGCGAUUGGACGUAUCCCGGGUCCACAUCAUCACCACAAAGCUUCGGCGGCGUCAUUCUUGGCACACCCGUUUUUAUACCCCAUAGUGCCAUCAAGGCAAUUGGCUGGCCGAGCGAGGCGCAUGUGAUUGAGCGUUUGCUGGAUCAAGUAAAAGCCCUCGGGCUCGUGCCUUGGAUGUACUGUACAUACUCACGCCAGAAUUCAGCCGAGUACGACGGUGCAAACACAAUUGAGCCAACGAUUCGGGAUCGACACGAACCACAGGACGUAUUGCCUCUCAACGCAGUUCCAACGUUGCUCUGCAACCACACUUGUCUGUGAACAUGAAAGAGAA